AUGAAUGAAAUGUGGCUCGAUUGUUGGACGAAUACUAACAACAAUGUAUAUUCACAACAACAUUCUAGUUAUGAUGAAUUCAAUUUGCAUCCUAUAAUUGAAAUAACUCAUUCAUAUCAAUAUCCAUAUAAAUCAAAACAAUGUUCUAUAGAUAUUAGUAAAACUAUUGAUAUAGAUAAUGUAUAUAAUAAUAUUGAAUUAACAUGUCAUAGUUCCAAAGAUGAUCAAUUAACGAUAAAAACUCUUUCCCAUAAUCAUCUUUAUUUAUCGCAUUCAGUUUCAAAUCUUCUUGACACAACUUAUCAACCGAAUGACGAAGAAUUAUCAACGUCAAUUAUAAAUUUUGAACAAAAACAAUUUUCUGAUCAUAAUAAUAUUACAAUAACAAAAUUAUCAAAACUUAAUAAUGAAAAAAUUUCUCAUUCAACAACUGUUUACACUCCAUGUUUAGUAUGUGGUGAUGAAUCAAGUGGAUUUCAUUAUGGUGUUAUUUCUUGUGAAGGUUGCAAGGGUUUUUUUCGUCGAUCUAUAUCUCAAGGAAUGUCACAUCAUUGUAAUAAUAUGGGUAACUGUGAAAUAACAUCAUUUAAUCGUAAUUCUUGUCAAUAUUGUCGAUUAAAAAAAUGUUUUAAUGUUGGUAUGAGUCGACAAGCAUCACGAUUAGGUCGACGACCUAAACGAUUACAUUCUGAUACUAGAAAUAUAAUUGAAAAUGUCAAAGAACAAAUAACAAAUUCAUCAUUAUCAAAAAUAUCUAUACAAGAAAUUCAAUGUCAACAACAAGUACAAUUUAUAAAUAAAGAUUCAAAUAUUUAUAAGCAACAAACAUCAUCAAUUGAACGAGACGAACAAAAUUCAUUAAUCAAUAGUAUGGAUUCAAUUAAUUCAAUGAUAUCCAAAAGAUUUUCAUCAACUGAUCAACCGUCAAAUUUAAACUUUCCUGAUUGUCUUUUUCAACAUCGUCAAAUAACAAUCGUACCAGAAAUUCAUCAAGAGAUUCUACGAAAAUUAUCAUCAAUGUUAAUUUAUCAAGAAAAAUUAUUAACCGAUAUUGAAAUAAAAGAAAUUGAUCAGACAGCAAAAGUUAUUAUUAAUACUCAUCUUCAAUUUUGUGUAUGUACAUUUGAGAAAAUUAAAAUUAAAAUUGAAGAAAAUCUACCUAUUUGGGCAAAUUCAAUUAGUGAUGAUUUUAAUUCUGAUCCAAUUUUAGUAUGGACUAAUUGGCUAUCAAGUAUUCCACUUGAAAGUGUUUUUAAAGUAUUUAAAUAUAAUACACUUUUUCAGCGAGUUUCAUUCAAUGAUCAAACUUGUUUAUUUCGAUAUGGAGCUUUUGAAACUUUGCUCGUCAGUUGGUUCACUUUAUUCGAUGCAAAACGAAAAUUAAUGCUUACAUCGGAUUUUUCAGCUUAUAUGAACAGAGACUUCAUUAAGAAUAUAAAAACAUUAAGCAUAUUUAUGUUAGAAAUAUUUGAUUUGGGAAUGCGAGCCAGUCAUCUUCAAUGGACAGACAGUGAUAUAGCUUUGUUUAAUGCACUUUUAUUUAUGAAUCCAGAUGAACCGGACAUGUUUCUAAAUAUUCUUCAAUUAAUACCAUCAAUUCAACAAGUCAAUCAAGGUCAUUUGAAUGCUGUUAAAUAUAUCAAACGAUAUAAGCCACAACUUUUUAAUUCUUUACCGGAUGUUUAUCGAAAUACUUAUGAAGAUCUCUCGUCGUAA
Molecule: messenger RNA, 1716 nt
Organism: Rotaria sp. Silwood1
Lineage: Eukaryota; Metazoa; Rotifera; Eurotatoria; Philodinida; Philodinidae
Source: the annotation of a GenBank genome assembly